Uncinocarpus reesii 1704 is the source of this 1317-nucleotide messenger RNA. RefSeq lists its product as uncharacterized. Gene Ontology annotation, biological process: transmembrane transport. The transcript has 3 exons. The record is from RefSeq and is a predicted model, not a curated record. Gene Ontology annotation, cellular component: membrane. Lineage: Eukaryota; Fungi; Ascomycota; Eurotiomycetes; Onygenales; Onygenaceae. The coding region runs from base 1 to 1317 and encodes 438 amino acids. Gene Ontology annotation, molecular function: transmembrane transporter activity.
AUGGGUUCCGGCAUUCUCAUAGCUGCCCUGCCACGGAUUGCUCAGGACGUCGGCAUCUCUGAAGGCCUCAUCCUUUGGCCUGCAGCCGUGUAUGCCCUUGCCGCUGGCUGCCUCCUCCUCAUCUUUGGCGCAGUCGCCGACGUGAUCGGUGCCAAGUUGAUGUGGGUAGUUGGGAGUUUUCUCUACGUCGCAUUCACAAUAGCUAUUGGCGUUGCCACAUCCGCGAUUCAGAUCAUUCUCUUCCGGACCUUUCUUGGUGUGGCAAUAUCCAUGUGCCUGCCUACUGCGGUCAGCCUUAUCACCUUUACCUUUCCCAAAGGCUCAUGGCGCAACACGGCGUUUGCAAUGAAUGGGAUGGGCCAACCGCUUGGCUAUGCGCUCGGACUCGUUCUUGGUGGCAUUUUCACCGAUACCAUCGGCUGGCGGUGGGCUUAUUUCAUGAUGGCCAUCAUUAAUUUUUGCCUCUCCACAGCCUCCAUCUGGUCAUUGCCAUCAGUUCAUCGUCACGCGGAGAAGAAAUGGACUCGAAGACUGCUCGAAGAUAUUGAUUGGGUUGGAGCCAUAAUCCUAAGCGUCGCUCUCGGAUUACUACUAUAUGUACUGGCGAUGACAACAUCUUCGUAUCGACAAGUUGGAAGCCCACACAAUAUUGCUCUCCUUGCCGUCUCCGGUACCCUACUGGUGACAUUUCCAUGCUGGAUGCACUUUCAAUGCAAAAGAUCAAAGCCCGCACUCAUUCCAAAUAGGCUUUGGCAAAAUGCCUCCUUUACUUCUAUAUGUAUAUCCGUCUUUUUCUGUUGGGCGUCUCUCAACGGGAUUGAAUACUUUACUACCCUCUAUUUCCAAAAGGUCCAGGGGCUUUCAGCUCUACAAGGCUCAAUACGAUUCAUCCCCCAUGUCAUCAUGGGCACAGCUGUUAACAUUGCAACUGCUUACCUUGUUUCCCGAGUCAAAGUGCAAACCCUUGCGGUCGGCUCUGCCAUUAUCACAAUGGUCGCUCCAGUGCUUAUGGCAACCACGCAAAUCGAUGAGAACUACUGGUUCUCACCUUUUUGGGCUCUGUUUCUCUCGCCUGUAAAUCCAGACGGCGGCGUCUUCAACGAAGUCGCACAAUUUGGCAAUUCUGUGGGCCUGGCUGUAACUGCUGCCAUUGCUGCUUCUGUAACGGAGCACUCAGGUGCCAGAAACCACAAGGAUGCGCUGCUUGAGGGAUAUCGGGCUGCUUUUUGGACUAUCUUUGCUGGCACUAGCGCUGUGGUUAUUAUUACCUUCUUCGGCCUCAGAAAAGGGGGUACUGUGGGUAAAAAGGACGAAUAA